Cyclocybe aegerita is the source of this 1581-nucleotide messenger RNA. The record is from the annotation of a GenBank genome assembly. NCBI's taxonomy places the organism in Eukaryota, Fungi, Basidiomycota, Agaricomycetes, Agaricales, Hemipholiotaceae.
AUGCAGUCCGUCCUCCAGCAUUGCAAGACACUUAUUCUCCCGUUUAACUGCGCUUUCAGUGCGGAGGCGCCAGUGCACCCAGAACUAUGUCUGCCCAAGCCACCGAAGCCGCCUCCAGACCUCCCGCUUGAGAUCUGGUGGGAAAUCUUUCAGUUUGCCACGUAUAUCCACUACUCUUCCACCGUCAAGCCGAUGGAUCCUUUCACACCGUGUCGCACGACGACGAACGCGAAUGGCCCGAACACGCCCUACGUGGCGAUGAAGACAAAGCUUUCUUUAGUGCUCGUGUCUAAAUCCUGGAGGAAAGUCGGAAUCCGGCUGCUGUAUCAGCAUCUUGUCAUCCGAAGUCCGGCACGGGCGAAUGCCCUUUUGCAAGUACUGGAGAGCAGCAAGACGCCGCCCAUUGAACUAUCAGAUCCGGUGCAACUUGACACACCACCAGCGGCACGGACGCUAGGUUACGGCGAGUGGACACGACAUGUUGAGGUACUUACUCAUGUACGUGGCUCCCGAGACAUUAGGUUUCUGCAGACCACUUUCCAGAUCCUACGCAAUUGUGUCAAUCUCCAGAUGCUGAGUGGAAGGUGGAUGCACGGCUUACCCAUUGAAUUUCUGAACGGCGUGGCUGGAAUGUUAGGACCGAGAUUAUCGGAGCUGUACUGGAACGAGAGAACGAUCAAGCCGGAUUUCAUCGAUACACUGUCUUCGCCCGAAUUCCUAGGCGCCUUCCGCGCUUUACGUGUGCUUGACUUGCGACACUGGGUAGGCAAAGAACUUGAUUCACGAUCUCCAGACGCCGAGCGGUCAGAACUGCCCUUUGUUCAAGACCUCAUUCUUUCAACACACCCACGCAGCCUGCAGACUGCCACAAUCCUUAAACUUCCGCGUCUAUCUAACUUAUCGCUCCGCAAUCCAGCCUGGAAGGCUGGCAUCACUGAAGAGCUCCUGAAAGCCUUUCUCAAAGCCCACGGCGCCUUUCUUUCCUCAAUCGACCUGAGUUACCCCUUGACAGAACUCGAAGUCGACGUCGACUACCACGCGACCCGCAAGGGCGCCGCGCAGCUCAGCCUCGAGCCCUUCCUCGACCCUGCUGUCUGUCCCAACCUCGAGACCCUCACCUUCUCCACCGUCUCCCCGCGUUUCGGCCCCGAGACGCACCACCCAACCCUUCGACGCAUCGCACUGCGCGGUGUAACCGCGGACUGCCUGUACCCGGACAAGCAGACCCAGGUGACAGCGCACCUGAAGGCGAUCGACGAGGACAAGUUCCCGCGGCUCGAGCUCGUGCAGCUGUCGGGCUUCUUGGUCGAGGCGCACACGGACUCGGUGAUCAAGGACGUGUGUAUCUGGUGGGUUGAGCAUUUCGAGAAGAAAGGGGUGGACUUUUUGGAUGGCGAGGGUGUGCUGUGGGCAUAUUCAGAGCCGGAGCCGGAGGUUGGUAAGACGGCGGAGAAGACGAGUAAGGAGGCAAGUUCCGUGGAGAAUUCGUCCAAAGAUGGGCCUUGCUUGAAAGAGACGUCGCUCCAGACGAAGGAAGCUAAUAAGAAGGCUAAGAUAGAGCAGGCUGAAACCUCCCCAUGA